GUACACCCCACCCAUCUAGAAAAGAUCAACUUGCUUAGUUCUAGCCUCUCAAAUCUAACGUCUUGUAGAUAAUACAAUCCAUCGCAUGAUAUAAAAAGGCUAUCAUUUUUUAUACAUUAUAAAAAAAAAAUGGCAGAAGCUUCAUCCAAUAAUGGUGGUCUUAGGUUAGCCGGCAAGGUAGCCAUCGUCACCGGAGGUGCGAGCGGCAUCGGCAAAGAGACCGCACAUGUCUUUGCCGAACAAGGUGCACGUGUGGUCGUCAUAGCUGACAUCCAAGACGAGUUGGGUAAUCAAGUGGUUGCGUCCAUUGGCACUCAAAGGUGUACCUACAUUCACUGUGACGUGGCAGACGAAGAUCAAGUUAAAAAUCUUGUCCAAUCAACCGUCAAAACUUAUGGACAGGUGGAUAUUAUGUUCAGCAAUGCUGGGAUAUUAAGCCACACUAAACAGACCAUAAUGGAACUCGACAUUUCUCAAGCUAAUCGUGUGUACGCAGUCAACGCCCAAGGAAUGGCGUUAUGUGUGAAAUAUGCAGCGCGUGCAAUGGUGGAGGGAAAGGUGAGAGGGAGCAUUGUUUGCACAGCGAGUGUCGAAGGUAGCAAUGGUAGUUUAGAGUUUACAGAUUACACAAUGUCAAAGCACGCAGUGUUAGGUUUGAUGCGUUCAGCGAGUGUGCAACUUGCAGCACAUGGGAUUAGGGUUAAUUGUGUUUCACCAAAUGGAUUAGCAACUCCACUCACUGUUAACUAUUUUGGGGUCAGUCCUGAAAAGGUGACUGAGAUUUUUAAACAAUACUCAAGGUUGGAAGGAGUUGUGCUCACUCCUAGGCUCGUGGCAAAUGCUGUGUUGUUUUUAGCAUCUAAUGACUCUGAUUUUGUCACUGGUCUUGAUCUUCGAGUGGAUGGUGAUUUUGUUCUUAACAAAUCUAGCUAAUUUUAAUUCAAAUAUAUAUAUUGUAUUGCUUAAAAACUAUAUUGCUAUUGAGUUUAUUUAAAGAAUAAAAAGUGCCUUAACACUUCUUAGUUGGAGUGGUUAUAGGUGCAACGAGUGUCAUGAAAAUAAAUAUGGAUGUCUAUGAGAGUUAUCAUAAAACAAUGAUAUUAGAAGACCUUCAUUCAUAUGAUUGUUAAUGUAAAUUGUGAUUUUUGUAAUCUUUUUAACUAUUUGUAAUAUUAACCCUAUAAAUAGAGAGUUUAAGACACAUUGUAAGAAUUUUAUUAUACUUAAUAACAGUGGUGUAGUAAAUAAUA
Messenger RNA from Cicer arietinum (chickpea), 1250 nucleotides. Its product is annotated as (+)-cis,trans-nepetalactol synthase NEPS1-like. Gene Ontology annotation, molecular function: oxidoreductase activity. The record is from RefSeq and is a predicted model, not a curated record. Lineage: Eukaryota; Viridiplantae; Streptophyta; Magnoliopsida; Fabales; Fabaceae.